UGGGUUUCCAUCUUCAGGCAGACGCUAUUCACCGGUAUCUUGUAUUUAACUAUAUUUUAUUUUAGAAAACGUAUUUUUCUUGAUAUAUAAUAUCUUAUAGCAACAGUAGGUAUGAGGUUUGGGUUUAACAUGCGGCAAUCCCAACAAAACUAGAGGCUUACGCGUCCUCUCAGGCAUGAAACCGUGCCUGACAGACUGUGAUGAGGAACUCGUAGGGAUAAUUGCCCGCUAAAAUCUGACUUCCAUUGCUCUGGAUGAAGUGGGACAACAUGUCAUCAAUGAUCCAUGUAUUAUAACUCCACGGGGUGUUAUCUAACAGUGGUAAUAGUUUAUCAGUCUUUAUAUGUUUGAGCUUCUAAACAGUCGUGAUGUGGGACGACAUAGAGCCUCUGAUCAACGAUGAUACAAACAAUGUCCGCUGCGGCAGUGUGUCAGAGGAAAAUGGCAGCAGUUUGUACCAAGUAGACACUCUGGUCAAGAUCUCAUCUUCAGGCAAGGUGCAGUCUGACCCCCAACUUUCCUCAAUCAAUGGCUCAAACUGGACUAUUCUUGUUGCUGACAAGACGGUUAUCCUCUUCGACCAGAACUGUCAGACAAUACUGCUGCUGCUUCACUUUGAAACUGAUGUUGACGCCAUUGACGUGUGCCUGGAAGGACAGUUUGUGGUGGUGUGCGAAAGAAAUGGGAACUUCCAUUUGAUCUUUGUUCCACAGAAGAGAAUUCUCUUCACCAAAACAUUGGUAGCCAAUGCCAGCAGUGGGGUGAUGAAAACAUAUCAUUCUCUCAUCACCGAGGAAGACACGGCGUCACAAGGAUUGUACCACGUGUUUCUUGUCACGAACGAUGGCUUCUUUCAUAUUACGAACCUUUAUCUGGCAAAGAUCAAAACAGCCAAUGAAAGUAUGGAUAUUUCCGCUUUGAAAAACCUUCAGAGUGUCAUCAAGAUAGACUUUUGCUCCACUGAGGAAUACCACAACGACGGCUGCAGCACAGCAGUGACGUUCGGUCUGGGCAAUGAAAUUCAUUUGUUGAUUGGGGGCAAAGGAGAGUAUGCUGUCACUCACUGGAAGAUGGACCCACAGCAGUCCAAGAUGUAUUUUGCUCAGUCAGUGGACAACACUUUAAUACCAGGUGUAGAGAAAAUGGUGGUAGUGGAAAAUCGUGUGUACAUUCUCGACACGCAGGAAGUCCUGAGCCUUUGGGAGCUGCACUUCCUGGUCAUGGUUCACACGUGGCCAAACGUCGCCGUUCUUGACUUUGAACUAACAACUGAAUGUGGCUCUGCAGCCUUAGUGGGACAUCAAGUGGAGGACGGCAUGAAGAUGAUUACGUUGGAGAAGCAAGAAAAGAGUCAGAACAAUUCGCUACUGAUUCGAUGUUUGCCAUUAAUGACAGUUUGCUACCGCCUGGAUGUCUUCUCCGUCUCCUGCCUGGUCCACACUAAAAUAAACAUGGACACCAUUUAUUACGCAGAGGGGAUUUGUACAGUCUCAGAAAGUCAGGAAGAGUGUGUGUCGUCUGUCGUCGUCCGAUGCCUGACUGAGGCUUUACCUGAGAGCAGGCUCAGUCGACUUCUAUACAAACACAAAUUUGAAGAGGCCGAAAGGUUUGCCAUUGCCUUCCAGCUGGAUUUAGAACUUGUCUACAAGGUGAAGCUGGACUUUGUGCUGGAGCAGCUGGCCUCGGCGUCGGUGGGCGGCUACGGACAGGACGUGUGGUCGGAGCUGGUGGAGGAGGCAGAGAUCAACUUGAAGAAGAUAGCAGAUGAGCACUAUGUGGUGGAAUAUUGCCUGACGGCUCCGUGGCCCACCUUUGAAACCGCGGAGAAGAUGCUCAACUACGCUGCCACCCAGUACUCAUCCUUGCCGAUCCAGGAGGCUUUGGCCAAACUGGGAAUGUUCUCCAGCCUUUACGGACAGGAAAAAUUCAACGGCAUCGCCUGGAUGGAAUUCCUGAACUGCACAGACUUGCUUGGAGACAUUUUGACCCACCUAAGAGAUGGAGACUUGAGGGGUGCACAGUUCCUUUGGCUGCGAUAUGAGGGUCAGAUUGCAGGUUCGUUCCAUGAGAGCAGCCUCCAGGCCGUCCUCAGCGCCAUUCCAGAGGAGCUACCGUCCCAAGAUCUUUGUCCUUGGUUUCGGUCGGUGUUUUUGCCUUUUGUGAGAAGAGUGCUGCCAGCAGGACAGAAAAUCCUGGCCAGGUGGAUAGAGCAGAAAGCACGCAAUCUGGAGUUGACAGAAAAGGGCGCUUGGCCCCAGAACGGACUGGACCUGGCACAGCUCGGACUGCCAUCUUUAUGGUCAUGGAUGAAAUCUGAUGCCAAUGACGGUGCAGAAGAGGUGAAAAACCUCAGGACUCUGGUGUCAAACUUGCGUCAGUUGCUUGACCUGCACAAGAAAUAUAACUGCAGGCUUUCACUUUCAGUCUUUGAGAAGGGAAAUAUACGCAGCGUCGCUUCCCUAAUGCUCGACAAAGUAGCAGCUCCUGAGCUGAUCUCAGCCACCGUAAAGAACAACAUCUUGCCUUAUGCUGAGGAGCAUCACAUUUCUUUGGAUGAGCUACUCCUACAGUAUAUUAAGGAUUUACUAGAACGUUGCAGCUCGCAAACUACAACACUUUUUACAGAAUGGGAAGCCAAAGCAGUGGCUGUCCUGGGAUGCAUGGCUGACACGGAUCUGAAGGUGGAUGCGGUGCUGGAAAUCAUGCAGAAAGCUGUGUUCCCCUGGAGUAAUGUGGUGGAAAAGCUGGUUCAGCAAUACCUGGAGAUGGACGGACCUAAACAAGAGCUUUUAAAGGAGAGCUACCGCCUGAUGGAAAUCCGCAAACUUCUCCGUGGCUACGGCAUCCGCAACUACAACCACUCAAACAUAGGUCAAAUUAAGACAUUAGUCAGAUACAUACUCAAGCAAGACGUUCCGACAUGCCUUGACGACGCCCUCACUUUGGCACGAGCGUACAUACUUCCAACGUCGGAGAUCCACUACUUGUAUAUCCUCCGGCUUAUAGGCCAGGGCGCGAGCGAAGAAUGCAUUGUGGCGCUGAGGAGGUUGCCGGCUGCAGAGGUAGAGUGUGUGAUGUUGCGUCUUACAUCCUGGGCCAUGCUGCAGCUGGAGGACAAAGACCACAUUUCUGAUGAACACAAAAAACAGAAGAUGGUCACUGCUCAGGUGAUGGUGGAGGCAUUGAAAUACCAGCAUGUGAUACAGAAACAUGAUACUCUUAAAAGCAUGGAGUGUGAAAACAGCCUGUGCACAUUCAAAGUUAUCGCCCACCUACAGGAAGAUUUUGAUCUCUUCAUCACCCCUGCCAACUACGAAGACGCCAACAUUCGCCAACAAAUCCAGGAGCACCAUAUCACGGCCUACGAAAGAACGCGUGGCAGCCGUUCAUCCGAUAGCAAGAACACGGCCGCCCCGGUAAUGGCCAACGAUCCUGAUGGAAAGACCAGGACCAUCUCCACCCAGGCGGGCCUGUGUCGCCUGGGGAGGCAGCUGCAGCGCACCAAACAGGAACUGUGGUCCGACUUGGCCCUGCGCGCCCUGGGAGUGGGCAAGGUUCACAAGGCCCUCAAGAUUCUCAGCGAGCUCUAUGAGCACCACAACAACACCAGCACAGGGAAAGUGUUGUUUACUGCCGCCAAGACAUUAUGUCAGAUGCUGGAGGCGGACGUGCCCAUGGUGCUGCCUGAUGAAGCGGACUUGCCGGUUGUCAUCCAUGAGCUCGCCUGCCAAGCCAUCACUGUGUGCCAUCCCGACUUGCUGCUGGAUUGUUUGGAGCUUUGCAAGUCCACACGGAUUGCAAUGGAUGUCUAUCAUCAGUGCCAAAUAUCAGACGACUACGGCUUUGCAGCCAAGGAUUUGGCCUUGGGUACGGAGGAGAAUGUUUAUUCGCAGUGGAGCUUCCAAAAUGUUUUUAAUGAAGACUGCAUUGUGUUGGACCCAUUGUCUGUGUUACCUGUUCAGUAUGAACUCACCAAUUGCUUGCUGCCCAUUUCUCAAGAUACCAAAUUGUACCCGUUGGACUGCUCCUGCCUCUCACACUGCUCUUUUGAAGACGGUUCAAAUUACUUGCACCCCCUGACGAGUCCUCUCAAAAGAAUGAUGCAGAUGUUACAGGAGUGCAGUCAGCUGCAGCUGGCCAUGAGAGUGAUGGUCAACUCAUAUGGCAGCUGUCUGCAACAUGUUACCUCCAACAUUUUGAACCCAAAGAUUACUGUACAGGUUCAUGAUGCGCAAGAGCUGAGUAAGUACAAUGUGUGCUUGAAUGAUUUGCGUAAGAGCAUUGCCUCGGCCCUGAAUCAUGUAGCUGUGGCCCUGCUGAACAAGGUGUUGAACUGGAGGGUGGUUGAUUGCAAUUUGGCCAUUGGAAUCUGUACGCUGCUCCCGAACGAGGAAGUCUUUAAAAUACUGUGGAAGAUUACCGACAACACGUGGGAAAACUAUGAUAAAAUCUUGGCUGUGGCCAAGAUUGGGGCUAAUCUCUGCUGUUUGUACGAUAAAGUGGAGGAAAAAGAGAAGUUUCUUUCUGUCAUCGCUGAGGCUGAAUGGGGCAUCAAGCUUGCCAAAUUAGAGAUCUCCAUCCAGCCUGUGUUUCGCGAGUGGUCUGACUUGAGCAUCGUGAUCCCCAUUCUGGUGAAAAACAAGAGGAUCACUCCAGAUAUCAUCCUUGACUACUGCAGCACAUUCGGUCUGGACCAAGACACCGUCAUCAACCAGUACAUCACCACCGUGCUACUGCUCCGAGGAGAGGAGGAUGAAGAGGAGUGUGAAGAGGAGCUGGGUACUAUUGGCCAACCGGACGCCAAGCCCCUGUGCCAUGCGGACGCGCUAGAGCGUGUUCUGCAGAUCAUCCCCAAGCUGCAUCAUUCCAGCGAGCUCUUAACCAAUCUUUCUGCUGCCAUUUUCAAGGUCAGUCCUUACAACUAUGAAAGGAUCGAGGUGGUGUUAAAGAUCCUCCAGGUUGCAGAUGAAAAUGUGCCAGGUUUGCCUGUCAAUCAGGCAAUGGGCCUCCUUCAGCACUUGAAAUCCUACAAGCGAAGGUCUCCCCCAACGGACGUGGAACAGACAUAUUUCCUGGAGAACAAUCUGCAGCCCAGCCCCCUCCACAAUGUCAGGCUGCCUUUUCACUUGCUCAUGCAGAUCAAACACUACUGGAAGAUCAUCUCUCCAGAGCUCAGCGAGGAGACCUUCCCUACUCUCCUUCUGAUUAGCAAACUGAUGAAGGUGAGCCUGGACAAGCUCUACAUGCUUGCAGUGACCCACAUGUUUGAGACAAAAAUGAAGCCCCUGGUCCUUGAGCAAAGGAACCGGGGUCAUGCUCAAGGCUUCAACAAGGACACUUUCGAAGUGGCAAAGACCAUCAUGACGUACAUCCACAGGAUCCAGAACCCAGAGUGGGCGGUUGCCACUGCCCACAAGAUCACCCAAGAACUGCCUCCUGGCUAUGGGAAGGCGCAGUCCCUUAAGUUCUGCAUGGCCCUAGGAGAUGCUUGGCUCAAGAAUUCAAACCUUGACGAGUCGUCGCGGACCCGAGGGGAGGCCUUUCAGUCCAAGCUGAAGCUGCAACUCCAGCGGUCAGCAACAGAAAACACCUUGAUGGCCAGUCAGCUCAACAGCCCGGAGCUCCUCAAGCUGACGGCCGCUCCGGACAGACUCAUUAUGGCUCUUUAUGAGCACAGCAGUGUGGAACAGCGCUUCACCGACUCUGCGGGCCACACCUACCCCGACAUACAUGCGUCUGUUAAGGAAAUAGCGUCCAUCAACAACGUGGAUCUUAUAAAAGUCCGUAACAUAAAGUUGGAAAAGUGGAUCUGCAGAACAAGUCUUGCUGUCGCCAAGGAUAUUGGCCACCAUGACUGUGUCAGCAACUUUAAGGAUGACCCAGACCUAAUGAAGGUGGUUUACAUGCUGCAAGAUUACACCACAGAUGAUGCUGUUUGCCUCCUCCGUGACAUCUUGUCUGCUGAAAUCUGGCCUCUCAGCGGUUCAGGGCCACGUUUGACAUUUUAUCAUAGAACCCGAGCGCUCCUUUGCCUAGUGCGACUCGCCGAUGCCGCCACACUUGAGACGCAGUUAAAAAUCAACCGGAGUGAAAUCGACUACUACGUGAAGUGCCACAUCUUUGUCACCCGCCUGGAAGCUCUGAACAUUCCCCACACAGUGAAGUCGUUCCACAGCAGCCCCAAAGAGGGCUUGAUUAAAGGCCUGUGGAAGAACCACAGCCAUGAGCCACAGGCUGUGCGCUUGGUGGCAGAUAUGUGCCUGGAGUACAAGGUGUACGACACGCAGCUAUGGAACAGUCUUCUUCAGAAGAUGCUUGGCUUCAACUUGAUUAGCGAUCUCCAGAAUGUGCUAGAAACAGUGGUUUCCGUUCCAGCUCUUUGGGAGAUCUCCAGUUUCUCCAGGACCUGGAAGAGUGUACUACUUGCACCUUUUGUUUCAGCUUCUUUGCCUUUGAGCGCUGAUCAGCAAGCAACACUCUACAGGAACUUUGUUCUCCUCCUAAAGUGUCCGUUCUUGUUGAAUUUGGAACUAAUCGGAAUUGCCAAAGGCUUCGCACAGUUCAACCUGCUGGCCUUUGCCCUGGGGACUCUCCUCCUCAUCCCCUGUGCCAGCAAGAAAGCUCAGCAGAUUGAAGGCUUUCUGUCCACGCGCGACCCAGUCACUGUGCUGGACCAGGAGGAGGAGCUUAUGAACACCGGGGAACUAGCUGGUAUCCCCUUACAGAUUAGGGAAAUGGUGCUGGCUUUUGUCAUCCAACAUGGCCAACACAGCAAGCUGGUGAAGACCAAACACUUCUCACGUCUAAAGAAGUUCAUGGUGACCAAAGGCCAACCAGACCAGAUGAAGGACAUGGCCAACUACCUGGUCAACAUCAACUGUCAGGACGACGCUCACCGGCUGGUUCAAGAGUAUACCAAACAAAGAGAGGAUCUCACAGGAAAACGAUGAAAAGAACCUCGAGUUUUUCAAAUGCUUUUUCCUGUAGGACCAAGCAGAAUGGAGUCUGCCUUCUUCAGUCUUUCGUAUGAAAAACAAUAUUUAUAGUACUCUCUUUUUUUUUAUAUUCAUAUAAAUAAUUCCCCACUUUUAAGUAUUCCAUCCAUCCAUUUUUCUACUGCUUGUCCCGUUAAGUGAUAUUAUUGUAUGAACAAUACUCCUGUCAAAUUGUGUCAAUCACAAUCCAAUAAAUGCUUCAAUUUA
Nerophis ophidion (straightnose pipefish) is the source of this 7202-nucleotide messenger RNA. It is a transcript of the gene kntc1, whose product is annotated as kinetochore associated 1. The coding region runs from base 369 to 6950 and encodes 2193 amino acids. NCBI's taxonomy places the organism in Eukaryota, Metazoa, Chordata, Actinopteri, Syngnathiformes, Syngnathidae. Gene Ontology annotation, cellular component: RZZ complex; cytoplasm; kinetochore microtubule. Gene Ontology annotation, biological process: protein localization to kinetochore involved in kinetochore assembly; mitotic sister chromatid segregation; mitotic spindle assembly checkpoint signaling. The record is from RefSeq and is a predicted model, not a curated record. The transcript has 61 exons. Gene Ontology annotation, molecular function: small GTPase binding.